UCUCUCUCUCUCUCACACACACACACACACAGGCACUCGCGCUCUACUGGACACUGGCUGGCUCGCGCUAUCUCUUGUCCUCUUCAAGCCAGCGCGACUUUUGCACUUCCAAAAAAAGGUUGGCAUCUAGAUUGGAAACUGACAUCUAAACGACACGUUAUUCGAGGGGUGACUAAAGAAGCUGGAGCAAAAAGUGAAUAUGGUCAGUCAAGGAGGCAAAACAACAUGCACAGCCCACUUUCCGAAGACCAAAGUUGACUGACUCAGACUCGUGACUCGUGUCUGAGCCUAAAUGUGUGAGACGAAGCUGUGGACAGUUACCAGAUAUAGAGGCCGUCAUAUCUUCUCAUUUUAGAACACACAGCUGUCAAAAAAGGGGGUCAACUGAAACCGUCUGUGCCGACAGCACAUUUGGGAGUAUUUUUCCUCCUCGGUUGUGCUGAGAACUAAGCGAUGGCCAUGGUGAGAGGGGGGUGGGGAGAUCCCAAUGGGGAGACUAAUGGACUUGGUGACAAGGGGUACCUGAGGGGAGAUGAGGACGAUGGGUCACCGCAAGGAGGCGGCAGCGACAUGGAGGCCGGGGAGGAUGAUAAAAGUUGUGUGGUGGACUGUGGGGUCUGCGGUGACAAGUCCAGUGGGAAACACUACGGCGUGUUUACUUGUGAGGGCUGCAAGAGCUUCUUCAAACGGAGUGUCCGACGAAACCUAAACUAUACCUGCAGAUCAAACCAAGACUGCCAGAUUGACCAACAUCAUCGCAACCAGUGUCAAUACUGUCGCUUAAAGAAGUGUUUCCGAGUGGGAAUGCGCAAAGAAGCAGUUCAGCGUGGACGCAUCCCACCUUCGCAUUCAAGCCUCAGCCCAUCCACGACUCCAGUGGGCGGUAAUGCCGGCAGUGGCGUGAGCGAGUUCUACAACGGGCAGCCGGUGUCUGAGCUCAUCUCCCAGCUCCUGCGGGCAGAGCCUUACCCUAACAGCCGCUACAGCCAUCAGUACAACCAGCAGAUGCAGGGGGGCGGAGGAUCCAUGGGCAUCGACAGCAUCUGCGAGCUAGCCGCCAGACUCCUGUUUAGCAUCAUCGAAUGGGCCCGAAACAUUCCUUACUUCCCCGAGCUGCCUGUAUCUGAUCAGGUGGCCUUGCUGCGGCUCAGCUGGAGCGAACUGUUUAUACUCAACGCCGCCCAAUCUGCCCUGCCCCUGCACAUGGCCCCGCUGCUUGCCGCCGCAGGCUUUCACUCCUCUCCCAUGUCUGCCGAGAGGGUGGUGUCCUUCAUGGACCAGGUGCGCAUCUUCCAGGACCAAGUGGAGAAGCUGACCCGCCUGCAAGUGGAUACAGCAGAGUACAGCUGUCUGAAGGCCAUUGCGCUCUUCUCACCAGAUGCGUGUGGGCUGACAGACCCGGCUCAUGUGGAAAGCCUGCAGGAAAAAGCUCAGGUGGCCCUGACCGAGUACGAGCGCAUGCAGUACCCCGGGCAGCCCCAACGCUUCGGACGGCUCCUACUGCGACUGCCCGCUCUGAGGGCCGUGCCCGCCAACCUCAUCUCUCAGCUCUUCUUCAUGCGCCUGGUGGGCAAAACGCCCAUCGAGACGCUCAUCCGUGACAUGCAGCUGUCUGGCAGUGCCAUCAGUUGGCCGUACGCACCCGGACAAUAACCAUUAUCAGAUGUGACCAUGAAACCAAACUAUCUCAGUGUGAUUGUGUUUUUUCAACCACACAUUCACUUCUGAUAUUCACCGGAUCACCUAAUGCAAAAGGUUAAUACUGUGGGAAUGGUGGAUUCAGUAGUACAUGGCAGAAGGCUUGAUGUAUGCUCUGUGUGAACUGUUUUAUGAGGCCUAGAAGCAUUCUUAAAAAAUGACUUGAGAAAUCUUGGUUAUCUGCUAGCCAAAGGUAAGAUGUUAGGUACAGUUUCUUAGCGAGUUAUUUAGUGGAAAUUGGUAAAAACCCUAAACAACAAGCUCUGUCAGUUGGGUGUAAACAUGAAAGUCACUUUAGACUGUCCCUGGAGGCAGCAGGAAAUCAAGUCCCCCUCAUAUUCUGCUCUGUCCUGUCCCUGUGUACCAGAAAGCCUGAAGGAGGAGGAAGUAGACAUGAUGACAUCCAAAAACCCAAACAAGCCAAACUAAAACAGUCAGAAUUGGGACUUAGGCAUUUGUUUUGGCAAUGAUAACUACUUGGCUUGUAUUUUUUAGCUCUUUUCCCCUAUUAAUGCUAAUGCAUAUCUAUGAGGAGAGACUGAAAUUUGCAAAAGCUAGUAGAUAAUGUUUUGUGACAACCAUUUGAAAAAUUAAUUGCGGGCUGUAUUUGUACUUUGAGUUAAGGUACAGACUUGUCCCUUCACGAAAGAUUCAUUUUUUAAUGCACACUGCAUUUGCGAUAGAAGACAAAUGAAGUAGUCAUGCUUUUUUUUUUCCAGAUGAAAAACCAGUGAACAUUCUUCAUGCAAGUUGUUCAUCAACACUCUACUGGUUUUCUAUUCUGCUUUUCUUUUUUUUUCUCACUUACCAGUUCAUGUUAAACUGGUAAUGAAGUCACAUUAUGUAUGUUGACCAAAAGAAAUACCUCUACAGUCUUUUGAGACUCAAACGGACUUUCAGUCAUUCACGGCUGGGUCAGUUUUUAAAUUUAUCAGCACACUUGAGCUGCUCACUUUACACUAAAGAGGAGUGAUUGGAUCUAUCUGUCUGUUAUGUUUGGCCGUUUUCAGUAAGAAACUGGCAUUGCCUGUUUUGUCUUUCGUGGAGCAGUGCUCUGGUGUGGCGUCUCGCAGGUGACAGCAUGUUGUAUUUGGCUCUUGUUGUGAGAUGUACGUUUUCUAGCCUUAUCAUACAUGUGAAUGACUAAUAUUACCUCAUAUUUAGGCCUUGAAACGUAUCAGGCGGUCUAAUAUACAUAAAUGCAUCAAAACGGCAACAUGUACAGUUUUCAUUUUAAUAUCUUUGUCUUUUUAAAUACUUGUGUAUGACAGCUUGAU
This is a messenger RNA of Sinocyclocheilus grahami, 2975 nucleotides long. It is a transcript of the gene nr2f6a, whose product is annotated as nuclear receptor subfamily 2, group F, member 6a. Gene Ontology annotation, biological process: regulation of DNA-templated transcription. Lineage: Eukaryota; Metazoa; Chordata; Actinopteri; Cypriniformes; Cyprinidae. The transcript has 5 exons. Gene Ontology annotation, molecular function: zinc ion binding; DNA-binding transcription factor activity; sequence-specific DNA binding. The record is from RefSeq and is a predicted model, not a curated record. Bases 454 to 1653 code for a protein of 399 amino acids.